GCGAUAUCGGCAUGCGAUGCAUCUCUGCACACCAAAUGGCUGCACCAUGAGGGAGGGAAAGGUGCAUGGCUACAGUACCGGCCCAGUGGCUCCGCUCCUGUCACAGUCACCAUGUAUUCAAUCACAUCGGCGAAUGAUUGCCCCGAGAGGGACCCCAGCUGCUGGUCACUGCGAGCCAGCAAGGAUGGCGGAAAGACUUGGAGCAUUCUGGAUUCGCAGGUCGGUGUGCAAUUCAACAGCAGGCACCAGGCUCGAGUGUUUCCGGUCAGCCCAGCCAAGCAAACCCUGGCGACUCUGUUCAG
This is a messenger RNA of Closterium sp. Naga37s-1, 302 nucleotides long. The record is from the annotation of a GenBank genome assembly. Lineage: Eukaryota; Viridiplantae; Streptophyta; Zygnematophyceae; Desmidiales; Closteriaceae.